AUGAAAGAGGUACCUACGGAUCCCGACAAUAUAAUUGCAAGUGAUGAAUCAAUUUACGAGGAUACUAAAGAAGAGCCGCAAUUUGAUGAAAGUAGUGAGGAAUACGCUGACCGAGAGAACAUUGAGUUAACACAACUAGGAGACCUUCCAGGGCUAACAAAACAAGAAAACAAUGAACUGAGAGGUGUUCUUAACCCACCUGAUGGAUCAAGUAUAGAAGGCAGAACAGGUCCCAAUGGAGCGUUACAAGUUCAGGCUGACUACUUUAAUGAAGCUAUUGGUGAAACCGUGGAACGCGCCACGUCAGCGGAAGGUACAACUGAGUAUAAUGCUUUUAUAGAAAGAAUUAACAGUUUGAAGGAAGCUAGAGAUCGAACCCUAGAACAGAGAACAGUAGAGGAAGCAAGAGAGGCACAACUAAAGGACAUUUCUAGAUUACGCAGAUUUAUAGACUGGGUAGGAAGGAAAAGGUGGGACUUGUAGGGAUAGCAGUGUCAACAGCUAGUUUAAUUACAGCCUUAUUAAUCCAUGCUAGGGGAGCCAUUGUGAAGACAGCAAAGGCCACUGGUAAAGUAGCAAAAGCAUUAGCAAAUUUAGCAAAGAAAGCAGGGCCAAUUCUAGUUCCAAUUCUGAACACCAUUGCAACGGCGCUAUCAUGGGGAGCCAAAGGAAUUGCUUGGUUAGCGUCACACUUAUGGGUACUAGCUAUAGCUGCAGCCUUAAUGGUAUACAACUAUUACAGCAAGUAA
Molecule: messenger RNA, 749 nt
Organism: Paramuricea clavata
Lineage: Eukaryota; Metazoa; Cnidaria; Anthozoa; Malacalcyonacea; Plexauridae
Source: the annotation of a GenBank genome assembly